CUUGCGCAUGCGCAUUCACACCUCUAAGCUCAGCUGGGAAACCUCAGCUCAGAGUGGAUUAGUUGCUUUAUUUCAUACCCUGGAAUGGACCCGCMGAACCGGAACCGCUCCAAGAGAACCGGAUGGGUCCCCCUCUCUGGUCCCACCGACCCAAAGAAACCUGAGAACCAGGAGGGGAAACACCACUGCUGUCCCCACUGUGGGAAGAUCUUCAGCAGAGCAUGUGGCCUGUGGAGACACCAGAAGAUCCACAGAGGAGAGAAGCCGUACAGCUGUGGUGAGUGUGGGAAAACGUUCAGCCAGGCGGCCCACCUGAAGMGGCACCAGAACAUCCACACCGCUGAGCAGAGCUUCCUCUGCCCRCUGUGUGGGAACAGCUUCACCCAGAGGGAAACCUUAAAGCUGCACCUGAAGCAUGUCCACUGCCGCCUGCAGCCCUACGGCUGUCAGGACUGCGGGAAACGUUUCUCCAAGCGCAGCAACCUCAAGGUCCACCAGCUGCUGCACAGCGGAGAAAAGCCACACGCAUGUGAGGUCUGUGGGAAGACAUUCAGGGACCGCAGCCACCUGAGGAACCACCGGGUCACCCACAGCGGGGAGAAACCCUUCUGGUGCGAGGAGUGUGGGAAGAUGUUCACCCGGCCCGGUUCCCUGAGGAAACAUCAGAGGAGCCACACCAGGGAGAGACCGUACUGCUGCGACAGCCGUGUCAACCUGAAACAUGGAUGUUCUGUAGAUGAAAUGUUUUGUUCUGAGCCAAAGAGCAAAACAUCCUGAACCAAAAUAAAGAUUUAAAAUCAGUUUUUAUUCUCUGUUUGUUUCCAGUUCAGAAUAAACUGUGACUUUAUAAUUUUAUCUUC
Molecule: messenger RNA, 860 nt
Organism: Poecilia reticulata (guppy)
Lineage: Eukaryota; Metazoa; Chordata; Actinopteri; Cyprinodontiformes; Poeciliidae
Source: RefSeq, a predicted model, not a curated record